This is a messenger RNA of Staurois parvus, 372 nucleotides long. The record is from the annotation of a GenBank genome assembly. NCBI's taxonomy places the organism in Eukaryota, Metazoa, Chordata, Amphibia, Anura, Ranidae.
UCCCUCCUCAUUGGCUUACCUUUACAUAGGCUAUCCCCCCUCCAGUCCCAACUGUUCAGUGUCUGCUACCCCUCUCUGCUAAUCCCCCCACUGACCUCCACUCAGUUUCCUCCACCCCUCUCUGCCAGUCCCUCCACUGGCUUCCAUUCAGUGUCCUCCACCCCUCUCUGCCAAUCUCUCCACUGGCUUCCAUUCAGUGUCCUCCACCCCUCUCUGCUAAUCCCCCCACUGACCUCCACUGUGUCCUCCACCCCUCUCUGCCAAUCCCUCCACUGGCUUCCACUCAGAGUCCUCCACCCCCCUCUGCCAAUCCCUCCACUCAGUGUCCUCCACCCGUCUGCCAAUCCCUCCACUCAGUGUCCUCCACCCCUC